Messenger RNA from Ambispora gerdemannii, 690 nucleotides. The record is from the annotation of a GenBank genome assembly. NCBI's taxonomy places the organism in Eukaryota, Fungi, Glomeromycota, Glomeromycetes, Archaeosporales, Ambisporaceae.
AUGAAUGAAAGAAAAAACAUAACAGACAUAACGAAACCCGUAAAGACAGAUAGAGAUAUCAAAAUUGAGACCGCAAAAGUAAAGCAAGGAAGCGGUAAAAAGCCAAUAUAUACACAUCAACAGCAAGGACACAAUGAAGAAGCGAUAGCAGUCACAACAAUUCAAACACCAAUUACGACCAUCAUAGAAACGAUUGCUACAACAUCGACACCAACUACAGAAGAAACCAUUGAAUCAAAGACAUUAGAUCGAAUGAAACAAAAAUCACCAAACUACAAUUUACCACAAGGGACAACACAAGAGAUUGAACCAAUAUCAAUAAUCCCAGUCAUAGCGAUGAUUAAACAAGGAAUACAGAAACCUCCAUUAUUAACAAAUCACUCAUCGGCUGAGCAUUCAGUCGGAAGAGAUUCAAUAAAAAUUGCAAAUUUACCCACUGAACAAAGUGUAAAAAUUGAAACCACUUUUGAUACAACAACUGCUACAAUUCGAUCGCCGGCCGAUAUAGAGAGUGGUAUUGUUGUAGACCGCGAUGUAUCAAAUAAUCAUCGUGUUGCUUCGGCAAAUAUAAGUUCAAAAAAAGGAUUCUUUAGAAGGAAUCCAAUUAAAACGAUAUUAAUUGCAAUAGUUAUUGUUUUAUUACUGGGUGCAUUGGCUGUUUUAAUCGUUGCAACAACAAACGGAUUCUAA